This is a messenger RNA of Candidozyma auris, 1053 nucleotides long. RefSeq lists its product as uncharacterized. Gene Ontology annotation, molecular function: RNA binding. Lineage: Eukaryota; Fungi; Ascomycota; Pichiomycetes; Serinales; Metschnikowiaceae. The record is from RefSeq and is a predicted model, not a curated record. Gene Ontology annotation, cellular component: nucleus. The transcript has a single exon. Bases 1 to 1053 code for a protein of 350 amino acids.
AUGGCCGACAACAUCAUUACUCAAGUUUCCCAGGACGGCAACGCGUCGAUGCCAAUGGUGGACGACACAAAUGGCAACAUCGACUAUAAUUCAAAAAUUCAUCUCAACAUCCGGGGCAAGGAGUUCGAAAUUACUCGCGACGAGCUCAUGAGCUUACCCGAGAGCAUUUUGUUGAGUCUUUUCCCCAACGGCGUGUUUUUGGACAUGAAUGGGCAAGUCAUCACCAACCUCACGGAGGAAGACGUGGUGUAUGUGAAUUUUGACCCAGACUGCUUUGAAUAUAUUUUCAGGGUAUUUGGGGAAGCUCAAGCGAGUUAUAACGAGUUGCUGGGCACGUUAUCGCCGCAAGUCUCCAAUACCAGUCGGCUUGACUCGGCAGCAUCUAUUUUGCAGACAAAGCCAGCCAUUAUCGUGCUAAGAGAGGACCUAGAUUACUAUGUGAUACCCCCCGUGAAGGGCCUCUCGACAGAGGAUUACAUCCAUCUCAAGGUUAAUGUAGGCGACCACAUUUUGUCGAACAACUCGGUGUUUUCAGGGCUAGGCUACAAUCCGGCGUUGCCCGCCAGUGUCAACCAGACGCUCGGCCCAGCAGAACAACAUUUAUUUGAAAUGUUGUGCUCGUCAGGAUUUGACCGUGCCGAACUAUGGGGCAGUCGUCUGAUGGAGCCUAACAAAUGUGUGCUCUCGUCGUUACUGUUGGUGCGUCUCCAAACACAACAACCAACACCACCGCAGCUGCCAGUGUUGCAGCCUGUCCAGUCCAAUGCAUCCACACGAUCAAGAUCACGAUCCAGAAUCGCCACGUUGGCGUCGAGCGCCAGCCGAGCAGCGUCGCGGUCGUUAUCGCGAGCCAGAAAGGGAAACGACACAAACUACACGAAGCUCUUGUUGUUCUGGAGGAAACCAGCACGGAAGUGCUGGUGGUCACAGAGUGAGGUGGAGGUGCCCACCAAUGGGAGCGAGGCACUCAUGAAGCUCGGGCCAAAGGUCACGGUGAAAGUUCACACGCGAAGGGUGUGGACGUUGGAGCUCUCCGUCGUAGGUGUCCAGUAG